Tupaia belangeri chinensis (Chinese tree shrew) is the source of this 1479-nucleotide messenger RNA. It is a transcript of the gene CYP2W1, whose product is annotated as cytochrome P450 family 2 subfamily W member 1. The transcript has 9 exons. The record is from RefSeq and is a predicted model, not a curated record. Bases 1 to 1479 code for a protein of 492 amino acids. Gene Ontology annotation, cellular component: intracellular membrane-bounded organelle; cytoplasm. Gene Ontology annotation, biological process: xenobiotic metabolic process. Gene Ontology annotation, molecular function: heme binding; oxidoreductase activity, acting on paired donors, with incorporation or reduction of molecular oxygen, reduced flavin or flavoprotein as one donor, and incorporation of one atom of oxygen; iron ion binding. NCBI's taxonomy places the organism in Eukaryota, Metazoa, Chordata, Mammalia, Scandentia, Tupaiidae.
AUGGAGCUCACAGCCCUGCUGCUGCUGGGGCUACUGCUGCUCCUGGGGCUCUGGGGGCUGCUCCGAGCUUGGCCCCAGGCCCCCUCGCUGGCCCCGCGGUGGCCACCUGGGCCUCGCCCGCUGCCGCUCCUGGGGAACCUGAACUUGUUGUUUGUGUCGAGACAGGACAAGACGCUGAUGGAGCUCUCAGAGAGGUAUGGACCAGUGUUCACCGUCCACCUGGGAUGCCAGAAGUUGGUGGUGCUGACCGGCUACAAGGCCGUGAAGGAGGCGCUGCUGGGCAUGGGGCACAAGCUGGACGACCGGCCUCCCAUUCCCAUCUUCGAGCUCAUCCAGGGAGGCUGGGGUAUCUUCUUCUCAUCUGGGGUGCGCUGGCGGCCUCUCCGUCAGUUCACAAUGCGUACCCUGCAUGUUCUCCAAGAGGGACGGGGACCUGUGGCCCACACCGUGCUGCAGGAGCUGACGUACCUCACAGGGCAGCUGGACAGCUAUGAAGGUCAACCCUUCCCCCUGGCGCUGCUGGGCUGGGCUCCCUCUAAUAUUACCUUCGCACACCUCUUUGGCCAACGGUUCGACUACCAGGACCCUGUGUUUAUGUCCUUGCUGAAUCUCAUUGACGAGAUCAUGGUCCUCUUGGGGUCUCCCAGUCUGCAGCUCUUCAACUGCUACCCCUGGCUUGGGGCACUGCUCCGGUUGCACAAGCCUGUCUUGCGCAAGAUUGAGGAGGUUCGAGUCAUCCUGAGGAUGCUCCUGAAGGCAGGGCAGCACCCCACAUCUGGGCACCCAGUACAGAGCUACAUGGAAGCUCUGAUCCAGCAGGGUCAGGAGAAUGACUCCGAGGGCCUAUUCACUGAGACCAAUGCGGUGGCCUGUUUGCUGGACAUGGUCAUGGCUGGUGUGGAGACCACCUCAGUCACACUGCAGUGGGCCAUCCUCCUGAUGGGCAAGCACCCGGACGUGCAGGGCCAGGUGCAGGAGGAGCUAGACCGUGUGCUGGGCCCUGGGCGGGCUCCACAGCUAGAGGACCGGCCGGCGCUGCCCUACACCAACGCCGUGCUCCACGAGGUGCAGCGGUACACCUCCAUCCUGCCCCACGUGCCCCGCUGUGCCGCCGCCGACACCCAGCUGGGCAGCUACCUGGUCCCCAAGGGCACGCCUGUGUUCCUCCUGCUGACCUCCGUGCUCCUGGACAAGACACAGUGGGAGACCCCAGACCAGUUCAACCCCGGCCACUUCCUGGAUGCAGAAGGGCGCUUCAUGAGGCGGGCUGCCUUCCUCCCUUUCUCUACAGGCCACCGCAUCUGUGUCGGAGAGAGCAUGGCCAGGACAGAGCUGUUCCUGCUGUUCUCCAGCCUCCUCCAGAGGUACCGCCUGCUGCCUCCACCCGGUGUCAGCCCCGCGGCCCUGGACAUCACGCCCAUCCAAGCUUUCACCGUGCGACCACCACCACAGGCCCUUCGGGCAGUGCCCAGGCCCUAG